AUGUCCGGGGUCCCAAGCAGACCGGCCAGUUAUGCUGCCAUGCCACCGGUGCCUUCAGGGUUCAGCCAUCUUCUCAAUCCGUCGCCAAAUCCACCUUUUACUCUUUCUCGCCUGCGCCUAUUUGUGCGGCAACAGCCCGCGGCAGCCCGAACUUGUGCCGCCGGUGACAAGAGUCGCCGUUCCGUUGACCCAUCACCAAUUCUUCAGCUUCUCAUGACCGAUUUUGACUCUCAAUCCGAGGAAGACAUCAAAAUGUUGAAACACAGCCAGCACGUUGUUGCUUGCCAUCUGUUUGCUGUCUGCGAAAAUGUUUCGGGGGCUGUGGGGGGCCGUGUAGCCGACGAGGUUUCACACCAACCGACGCCCAAUGGACAGAAGGAGGAAGAAGAAGAGGAUUCAAUCCGCAACGUGUACGGUAAAACAUACGUCAGCCCGUUCUUCGUCGAAGCGGAUCCCGAGCCCUCCAAGGCACCUUCGCACCCAGGAUCGGUAUGCAAAGGAACACCGUCGCCGAUUCCCAGCACUUUUUUCGUCUUUGCCGAUCUUCGCAUACCAACAGCAGGGGUUUAUCGGCUUCGUUUCCGGCUUAUAAACGUUGGCGAGCCAACGGUGACCGGUAAAAUACCAAUCUUGCACGAGGUUUGGUCGGACUCCUUUCGAGCAUUUGCGUCCAAGGACUUUCCAGGGAUGAGGCCCACUCCGUACUUAUCUGAAAAGUUGAAGGCACUGGGAGCAGAUGGUGCCAAGUCCAGAAAGGCCAAGUAA
This is a messenger RNA of Coccidioides posadasii C735 delta SOWgp, 765 nucleotides long. RefSeq lists its product as uncharacterized. The record is from RefSeq and is a predicted model, not a curated record. Lineage: Eukaryota; Fungi; Ascomycota; Eurotiomycetes; Onygenales; Onygenaceae.